This is a messenger RNA of Chanos chanos (milkfish), 785 nucleotides long. Its product is annotated as NADH dehydrogenase [ubiquinone] 1 beta subcomplex subunit 9. Gene Ontology annotation, cellular component: respiratory chain complex I. The record is from RefSeq and is a predicted model, not a curated record. The transcript is spliced from 4 exons. NCBI's taxonomy places the organism in Eukaryota, Metazoa, Chordata, Actinopteri, Gonorynchiformes, Chanidae. Gene Ontology annotation, biological process: mitochondrial electron transport, NADH to ubiquinone. The coding region runs from base 26 to 553 and encodes 175 amino acids.
GUCCUGUUGUGGCGCUGGGCGGAACAUGGCUUCGGCAUAUUUAACUCAUCAUCAGAAAGUCUUACGGCUUUACAAAAAAUCACUCAGGCACCUGGAGUCAUGGUGUAUAUUUAGGGACAAGUAUCGUUUCUAUGCUUGCUUGCUACGGGCUCGUUUUGAUGAGAAUAAACACGAGAAGGACAUGGUCAAAGCCACCAUGAUGCUCAAGGCUGGAGAGGAGGAAUUCUGGGCCAACCAGCACCCCCAGCCCUACCUUUUCCCCGACUCUCCGGGCGGAACGUCCUAUGAGAGAUAUGAAUGCUACAAGGUUCCUGAAUGGUGUCUGGAUACCUGGCACCCCUCUGAGAAGGCCAUGUACCCGGAUUACUUUGCCAAGAGAGAACAGUGGAAGAAACUGCGAGCUCAGAGUUGGGAAAGAGAGGUCCAGCAGUUGCAGGAGGAGACUACGGGUGAUGGACCCAAAUCAGAGGCCUUACCUCCGGCCCGUAAGGAAGGCGAGCUCCCCCCUCUGUGGUGGCAUUUUGUGACCCGCCCCAGAGAGCGCCCCAUGUAACUCUGACUACAGAAGAUGGGUCACGUACACACACGGGACAAACCUCAGCAUUAAGAUCCUUCUGCUGCUUCACAAGCACAAGCCUGCACUGGUUCAUGACCCUGUAAUAAUAGUCAGUAGUUUGUGGUGAAGCAGAAGUGUGUGAUUGUCAGAGUCAGUGAGGAGUCUGUAUCUGGCUGUCAGAGGACAUUUCUGUAUGUAUAGUGUCUGUGGUUAAACCACUGUAAUAAAU